Messenger RNA from Tachysurus fulvidraco (yellow catfish), 1529 nucleotides. RefSeq names its product lymphocyte antigen 75-like. The transcript is spliced from 4 exons. Lineage: Eukaryota; Metazoa; Chordata; Actinopteri; Siluriformes; Bagridae. The coding region runs from base 192 to 1286 and encodes 364 amino acids. The record is from RefSeq and is a predicted model, not a curated record.
CACACACACAUGGCUUAAUCAUUUACACUUCACACAAACACACAGCGAGCUGCUCUCUGACAAAAAGCCCUUCUUCUGGGUGCAGGAUAUUUUAUCAUUAUUUUCUCUACUUCCUCUUCUUCUUAUUAUUAUUAUUAUUAUCUGAUGUUUUAUUUUAACACACAGGGCAUCACCUCAGCAUUGCUGUCACCAUGGUAACUGUGCCAGUCCUGUUCCUCCUGCUCUCAGCUUUUACACCUCCAGUCCAGAGUCAACUCACUUCACUCCAUAUCAUUCCGGGUGACAUGAAUCAGACUGAGGCUCGGAAAGCUUGCAGAGAAAAUUACACCGACCUCGUCACUGUGUACUCUGAUGAAGACAACACUAAAGUGGCUGAACUGAUGAUAAAGGCUGGUAUGGUUUCUGGCUGGAUUGGACUCAAUCGCAGUAAUAUAAGUGAGAAAUGGUCUAAUGAUGAUCCUGUAACAUACAGAAAUCUGUCAGGGCAUUGUGGGACAUCGAGCUACUGUGCUAGUAUGAAGGCUGAAGGUUCAUGGGAAAGUGUUCAGUGCACAUUAGCAAGAAAUUUCAUGUGCUAUGAACAAGAUGCUUCCUCACAGACUCGUAAUCAUCAUCUUAUCCUUGAGAGUAAGACCUGGUAUGAAGCUCAGCAUUACUGUAGACAGAGAUACACUGACCUGGUCAGCAUCAGAGAUCAGCAGCACAAUGAAGAGGUGAGGAUUAAAGGGUUAAACAGCACCACACCCUUCUGGAUCGGCCUGCUGUGUGAUGACUGGCAGUGGAUUGAUGGAAGAAUCUCUGCCUACAGAAACUGGGAUAUCAAUCAAACUUUACCACAAGGCAACUGUGUAGUAGUGAAAGGAGAGAGAUGGUACUCAGCCCCGUGCAGUAAUAAUACCUCUGCUUUGUGCUACUACAAUUACAUCCAUGUGAGUGAAGAGGCUCUGAGCUGGGAGAAAGCGCUGGAUUACUGUGAUAAAGGGAAAAGAACUGGAUUGUUGCAGAUUGAGUCUGAACAUGACCAGACUGAUGUGGAGAAUGAGCUCAGAAGGAGGCGUGUCUCUGAGCCUGUGUGGGUGGGGCUUAGACAGAGCCAGCUCUUCGGGUUCUGGAUUUGGCCUGAUGGGAAAGCUGUGUUUCCGUACUCCAACUGGGAUGAAGGGAAACAGCCUGAGCAUCAACUCUCUCAGCACUGCGGUGCCGUCGUUCCACAGAGCUACAGAUGGAAAGACAUGAACUGUGAGGCUCAGUACAAAGCUCUGUGUCACAUCAGAUGUUCUCCAUGAACCCACUAUACGUUCAUUUUAUAUAUUUAUCAGUAACUUUUUUUUUAAAUAUGUGAAUGCAUUCUUUAUAUAUAUAAUUUUCUAUCCUAUCGCAUAUGUAAUUAUACAUAAUUUAAUUUAAAGCUUAGAGACUACAUGGUUAUUUGUGGGAAAAUUUUAAUAUACUACAUAUUUAAACUACACUGAUAGAAAUAUAAAUUCUUGAAAAAAAAAAUCACCUGCAUUUACAUUUCUAACCAUUUU